UAAAUUAAAUUUUUUGCCAACCGACGAAAUGGCGGCGGUUCACAGCUUCACUUUUAACAAUGUUCCUUAUCUAAACUCUAUUCAGAAUAAAGAAUUCCCACUUUCGCACGCAAAUGAGUCGCCGACAGCCGUCAGACCCCCCAGCUGGCGAGUGUCGGCUGCGCUGUGAUUGGUCGCCAGUUGUCGGAAGCUACCGUCACCCGUCGCUAUCCACAGCCGCCGCCGUGCUACGCAACAACUGUGCACAUCGAUUAUUAUUAUUAUUAUUAUUAUAGUAACACGACGCCAUAAUAUUUUACCGAUCACGGCCGCCGGGUACUACCGUUUCUCUGCUAAUAGUCUGUGAUCUGCUCACACGUCGAUCCGCCGAUACGACUUACAAGUAAGUUAUACGACUAGCAACAGUGGUUCGUCGUUGAAAUUAUUACCAGUUAGCAAGAACACCGAUUAUGGAAAAAAUACUGUCAAAAGAAUUCAAGAGGAUAAUAUUAAUAUAAAAGAUAUCGAAAUACGUCCAGCUACUGAAGUGUGCGGUGCAGAGUAUCGGCAUCAAGGUGACGCUGAAAAAUACUGUCAAAUAAAUACAAGAAGAUUCUCCAGCUACUGAAGCGUGUGGUGCUAAGUAUCAGAAUCAAGGGAGUCCUCUGGCCGCGAUUUUUUUUUUUGGGGACACGCGCGGCCGUUAUCAUGGCCGACGACAACAGUACUUCCGCCGUGUUCAGUCUGGCAAUGCUCUCUUACAAAGCGUGCAAUGAAGCUCAGCGGAAACAUUAUCGGGAUUAUGAGGUACCGCACUUGGACUUGCAAGAAUGUUGCAAAGCGUUAUUGGAAAUAAUCCUUUACAACACUGUCUGCGGCAAGUUCAAUCCGCUCGGCGAUAGACGGUCCAUGUGUGGGAAGUUGUGCUCAAAAAUAUCAGACGAUGAUGAUAUACUCUUCAGAUACUCGGAAAUAUGCAACGUGGCCGCGUUCAAUGGGCACGUGCGGUGCAUGAGGAUCGCCCGCGAGUUGGGCUGCCCGUGGAACAAACGCGUACCCUGUGACGCGAUCGUGGGGGGACACCUGGACUGCUUGAUGUACGCCCAUAACAACGGGUGUCCCUGGGACGCCGACACGUGCCAGAUCGCGGCCAGACUCGAGAACAUCGAGUGCUUCAAGUACGCGCGGGACAACGGUUGCCCGUGGGACUUCGCGCACACGUGGAACAACGCCUUGGCGAAUGGGCUCACCGUGUUGUUGCGGCACUUGAGCGAGAACUGGGGUCCCGAAACGGUCGUGGCGGCCGCGUCCGGUGGACACAUUCGGAUACUCGUGUACGCGUUAGAGAACGGCUGUCCAAGCUCCGCGGCCGCGUGCAGCAGCGCAGCGGCGUCCGGCCAGCUCGCGUGUCUCGAGCUCCUGCGCAGGCACGGCGUUCGUUGGGACUCGAAUACGUGCGCAAUGGCCGCGAGAUCCGGGCACGUACACUGUCUGAGUUACGCGUUGAACUACGGGUGUCCGUGCACGUCGGCGGCGGCCUACGAGGCGGCGAGGAACGGACGGACGGAGUGCCUUGCGUACCUGCACGCGAAAAAUGUUCCCAUUGACUGGGAACACACGUGCUUAGGGGCCGCGAGGGGCGGGAACCUAGACUGCCUCCGUUACACGGUCGCCAACGGGUGUACGCCCAACGAGGAAACGUGCGCCGAGGCAGCGGGUUACGGCCACGCGGCGUGCCUGGCGUACCUGCACAGGCUCGGCGUCCCCUGGGACUCGCGCACGGUUACGGAAGCCGUGAGGUCUGGCGACAUGGACUGUUUCCAAUACGCAAUCCGUAACGACUGUCCGGCCGACGGACUAGCGUGCGCCGAAGCGGCGCGUCUCGGCCGUUUGCGGUGCCUGGAGAUCCUGCAAGUUAACGGCGCCGUCAUGGACUCUCGUACGUGCUUGGAAGCCGUGAGAUAUGGGCACCUCGACUGUCUCAAAUUCGCGCUCAACAGUGAAUGCCCCAUCGACCGAUCGGCGUGCAUGCGCAUUGCAUUGGCCAACGGACACGUGGCCUGCCGGUAUUACAUUCGCGAUUUCUUUCGAUCUUCGCGGAUUUACCGGUGGUAUCUCGGCAACAAGCAAAUAUUUCGGUAUAAACGCCUACGUGCCCAACAACGGCGGUCGUGGCGACGAGUAUAAAACUCGUGUCGAGACGCUUUCACGCAGCAGCUACGUCGUGUGUCGUGUCGUGCGAGGGCUUUGUUUAUUGUGAUAUGGUUACGGCUGGUAACCAAUAUGGUUUAAAAGUUAGUAGUCAAUUAUUGGUAUACUCUGUUGCAACUUGGUCAUUACAUGAUACCAAAAAAGUGAUUACCAAUCACGGUACGAUUUGAUCGACACGACAUGCGACGCAGCUGUGAAUCCGGUUUUACUCGGGCCAGUUGUACUGUCUACGGUUAAACUUUGAUCACGCUUAAUCAUCUGAUAGCAGAUAUUUAACCUGCCAAAUUCGGCCGAUUAAAUUCCAUUUAGCCUUAAUCGGAGAUGGUACAAUUGGCCCUUAGCAGCGACAAACGGACUGCCUGCCCGGUGUAUGCACUCCGUGUAAAUAUGUUUGUAAUUAUUGUACGUGUUAUUUUAUAUAAUAUUAUGUUAGUUUUGAUAUUAGAUAGUGACAUUCGUUUUGGCAUCAAAAAUGUUCUAUUCCGAUGGCAAUUAAAUUAUGUAGACUGCUUACAAUUAGUAUAUGUAUAAUUAUAAUAGUGUAAAUGAUUUGAAAUCUUACCUAAAUAAUAUUGAUCUUAGACUAAUUAAUUUAUGAUUAAUCAAAAAUGUAAUAAUAUGUAAUUUCUAUCUAUGGUAUUGUAAAUAUUUAGUAUGCCAUUAACUGAAUUUAAAUAAACUGCCCAGAUCAAGCUAUGCUUAUUGGGGAGUUGUCAAUCUUUGUAUUAUUCAUUUUAUUUUAUUUUAUAUAAUAUAGACUGUAGUUAACAUCCGUACUUGUUUGUUUUUUUUAUUUGUGAAAUAAUUAUAAUAUUAUUUAUUAUUAAUUUUAAAAUAACAUAACAAACAAAAAAAAAAAUGAAAUGGUCGAAUUUGUAACACAUCCAAAUCAUGGUACACGAAAAACGAUCCGUCAGUCUCAUUACUAAGUACGGUUUUUAUAUAUUGAUAUUACUAUAGUUGUAAUAUAUUUUACUUUUAGAAUUUAGUUAGGAAUUAAUUACUGCCAUGAAAAAAUAGCAUUUAUCGUAUUAUUAUUAGUUAUAUUAUUAUCAUUAUACUUACUGAUUUAGCAUAGAACGGCGUGAAUUUACUGAAUAUGUUUGUAAUAUAAUUAUUAAUCAGGCUACAGUUUAAUAGGUAAAAUUAUAUUUACUAGCAUUACGUACAAUUCCCGAUGAAUGAUAUUUUUGAAACACUACAAGAUAUAACUUUUAAGCCAUUAUUAUUCCUAAAACGUUUUUUACAACUUAACUUAAGUGCUUAUUUAAUAAAAAUUGUGCUUUUUAAU
This is a messenger RNA of Acyrthosiphon pisum (pea aphid), 3481 nucleotides long. RefSeq lists its product as uncharacterized. The record is from RefSeq and is a predicted model, not a curated record. The transcript has 4 exons. Bases 688 to 2166 code for a protein of 492 amino acids. Lineage: Eukaryota; Metazoa; Arthropoda; Insecta; Hemiptera; Aphididae.